AUGGCAGAAAUUGUAAGCCGGGAAAUCCGUCUCAAGCAACGUCCCGUCGGUAUACCAAAGGAAAGCGAUUUUGAGAUUGCCGAAGUAACGCUCGCUGCCCCUAAAGCGGGAGAAGUGCUUGUAAGAAACAUCUACAUGUCGGUUGAUCCCUAUAUGCGCGGGGUUGUCAGAAAUGUUGACCUCGGUGUGCCGUUAGAGGGUGGGUGUGUCGGGCAGGUUGUUCAAUCGGGAAGCGAAUCGUUUCAGGUUGGAGAUUAUGUAUUGGGCGGACUCGGCUGGCGGGAGUAUUACCUUGUUCCUGCAAAGAGUGUGAGCCAGAUUGAUCCAACCCUCGCCCCAAUCCAGUCCUUCGUGGGUGCUGUCGGUAUGCCCGGACGUACCGCCUAUUUUGGAUUACUGGACAUCGGUGAACCCAAAGCGGGAGAAACGGUGUUCGUCUCCGCUGCCUCCGGCGCGGUUGGUGCGAUUGUCUGCCAGAUCGCCAAGAUCAAAGGGUGUCGCGUGGUCGCCAGUGCAGGCUCGGAUCAGAAGGUGAAUUGGCUCUUGGAAAAGGCGGGUGUUGAUGCAGCCUUUAACUAUAAGCGGGUCGACAAUUUAGUAGAUGAAUUAAAGCAGCACUGUCCAAACGGAAUUGAUAUUUACUUUGAAAAUGUCGGUGGCGCGCAUCUCGAAGCCGCUCUCUCGCUGAUGAACAUAUAUGGACGCAUUCCUUUGUGCGGCAUGAUCGCGCAUUACAACGAUGUUGAACCGACCCCUGGUCCCAAAACCUCAGCACCGCCAUCGGCAAACGCCUGA
Molecule: messenger RNA, 795 nt
Organism: Geodia barretti
Lineage: Eukaryota; Metazoa; Porifera; Demospongiae; Tetractinellida; Geodiidae
Source: the annotation of a GenBank genome assembly